Molecule: messenger RNA, 915 nt
Organism: Papaver somniferum (opium poppy)
Lineage: Eukaryota; Viridiplantae; Streptophyta; Magnoliopsida; Ranunculales; Papaveraceae
Exons: 5
Coding region: 1-915 (304 amino acids)
Biological process (GO): telomere maintenance; DNA repair
Molecular function (GO): DNA helicase activity
Source: RefSeq, a predicted model, not a curated record
AUGGAGGAAAUAGUUCAGGAGGAAGGGAAGGAAAUGAAGGAUCUUGGAAUGCCCCAACACACCGGUGACUGGAUCCGAAUUAUUAGAAAUCAAUUACUAUGGGAGCAAAGUGAACUGCAGUUUGAGAUUCAAGAAUCAAUGGUGGAUUCGAAUGUGGAUAAAUUCAACACAGAACAAAGAAAUGCGUUUGAGAUAAUUACAGAUUCUGUAGUGAAUAAUCUUGGUAGAACGUUCUUCUUAAAUGGUAGUGCUGGGACGGGGAAGACUUUUGUGUACAACACAUUGGCAGUAACACGUAGAAGCAAGGGUGACGUUGUUUUAACAUGUAAUGUCGAUUUUGAUUCAAUCGAGGUGGAAUUGUUUCCAUCUACCAAAUUGAUCAUAUGGGAUGAGGUGGCAAUGCAAAACUGUAUUGAAGCGGUAGAUCGUACUCUAAGAGAUGUGAGAUCAAGUGACGAACCAUCCGGAGGGAUCAUCGUCGUGCUUGGAGGAGACUUUAAGCAAACUUUUCCAGUUGUACAAAAGGGACGUAGAGAACAAAUCAUAGAUGCCUCGAUUAGAAGCUCUGUUUUAUGGAGAGACGUGAAUGUUCUUAAGCUAACACAAAACACGAGGCUUGAGAGUCAAGAUCCUGACAGCAUUGCAUUCGCUGAGUAUUUACUUCAGGUAUGUUUAUCAAGAAGUACAGAACUGCAAGUCACCAGCUUAUCCCCUGAAACAAAGAGCUGCCAAACUACACAGCCUAAAAGAGGUGGAAACUGUGUGUCAGCUACAAGGUUGAGGGUAGAGAUUUGUGAAAAACAUGUUAUUGUGGCUACAAUUUUAACAGGAGAUAAGGCUGGGGAAGUGGUUUUUAUUCCGUGCAUAUCACUGACACCAUCUUCAUCGCAUGUCCUCAUUCGAAUGAUUAGGUGA